Molecule: messenger RNA, 518 nt
Organism: Suillus subalutaceus
Lineage: Eukaryota; Fungi; Basidiomycota; Agaricomycetes; Boletales; Suillaceae
Exons: 4
Source: RefSeq, a predicted model, not a curated record
AUGACCAACGUCGAAGGUUAUAUCGUUGACGCUUGCCUCUCUAUCGUGGGGACCACAUGGACCGAGCUCGAAAGAGCCACCAGAGCAGAAAAUGCCAGGGAGUUUUACAAUCUGGGCGAACGCCUGAAGAUACGCCUUAUCUUCGCGGCCGCUGGCCUACCGACCGCGUCAGGGCUCAUCAUCCUGGCCGUACCUGAAGCUCUAGACCCUACGGUACUGGUGCUAGGAAAGUUCUUCACUGCUUUCGGCGUGAUCUCUGGCGCGCAAAACUACGCGCGUUUACGAGCCGUGAUAGGUUCCCCCGGCGCUCUAUGUGAACUAUCCCGAUCAAGCCGUUUUACGCGAUUUUUUAUUCUGCAGACAAUCACGUAUAUUUCUUCUUGCGUCGCGUGUUUACUUACGCUGGUAGACCUUUACUUGUGGUUGUGUUACACUGCAGUACGGUCUUGGGAAAUCGUGUUCCCCAUUCUGAUAGGAAUUCUUCCAGUCGUUUACGUAAUACUUGACUUAACCUCGAG